Molecule: messenger RNA, 4001 nt
Organism: Phoenix dactylifera (date palm)
Lineage: Eukaryota; Viridiplantae; Streptophyta; Magnoliopsida; Arecales; Arecaceae
Gene: REV1
Product: DNA-directed DNA polymerase
Biological process (GO): error-prone translesion synthesis; error-free translesion synthesis
Cellular component (GO): nucleus
Molecular function (GO): DNA-directed DNA polymerase activity; damaged DNA binding; deoxycytidyl transferase activity
Source: RefSeq, a predicted model, not a curated record
UGCCCGCUCUUUUUUCUUGUCCUUCUUGUUCCUUCUUCGGGAAGGCGAUCCCGUUCCCCUCUCGGCCUCUCCCCCGCCCCCCAAAAAUUCUCACCAUGGCCUUCGAAUCUCCCUCUCACACCGCCGCCUCCUCCUCCUCGUCGGCCUCUGGCAACGCCAAAAAGAGGAAAACCAUGUCCGACUCCUCCGGCCCUUUUCCCCGAGUCAGAAACCCUCGGAACUCUCUCCGCCCCAAAAAUUCCCCCUUCGCCGAUUUCGGAAGUUAUAUGGUGGAGAAGAAUAAGAAGCUGCGAGAACAAUUCGAUUCGGCGGCUUCCACUUCAUCCCUUCAAGAUUCCGGUGAUGGGAAGAAGGGCAUCUUCCAUGGGGUUUCUAUUUUCGUCGAUGGAUUCACUGUUCCCUCCAGUCAGGAACUAAAGGCAUAUAUGCUGAAGCAUGGUGGGCGGUUUGAGAAUUACUUCUCAACGCAUACAGUGACUCAUAUCAUUUGCAGUCACCUUCCUGAUAGUAAAAUGAGGAACUUCAGGGCAUUUAGCCGAGGUCUCCCUGUUGUGAAACCUGCAUGGGUGAUGGAUUGUGUGGCAGCUAAUAAACUUUUGAGUUGGGUUCCUUACCAACUAGAGGAGCUUGUGAAUAAAACCUCUAAACAACAGAAGCUUUCUUCUUUCUUUUCUCACAAAGGCAUCCUGAGUUUGAAAAAUGCUGAAACUCCUGUAAAUCAGAAUGUGAAAUUUGAUGCUGAAGGCUCAUUAUCGAAGGACGAGGGACCUAAGGACACAGUAUUAUCUGCAGAGGACCAAGUUUCCGAAUGUAGAACGCUAGGUAGCAAUGUGCAUGACAAAACCUGUGAAGAGAUAAGUACAGAGGCAAAAUUUACUGAUCUGGAAGAUGAGCACAGUGUUGUCCAAGCAUCUGAUACAAGUGUGCAUAGACCUUCGUACAUGGAUAGUAGCAGUUGCAUGUAUAGCAAAAAUUGUAAGGAAGCUUCAGAUAUAAAAUGUGCAAGAGCUUCCAAUCAAUCACACUCAACUCUCACAGAUCCAAAUUUUGUUGAGAAUUAUUUCAGGAACUCUAGGCUGCAUUUUAUUGGAACCUGGAGGAAUCGGUAUCGCAAACGCUUUUCCAAUAUGCUGAGUGAAGUUAAAGGCGGCAAAGCUAAUAUUAACUCUGACAUGCAAAAACAUGCUAUUAUCCAUAUAGACAUGGACUGUUUCUUUGUGUCGGUGAUCAUUAGAAACUAUCCUGAGUUGAUUGACAAGCCUGUAGCGGUAUGCCAUUCAGACAAUCCCAAAGGAACAGCAGAAAUAUCCUCUGCAAAUUAUCCUGCGCGAGACUAUGGUGUGAGAGCUGGGAUGUUUGUGAGAGAUGCCAAGGCUCGCUGUCCUCACCUUGUCAUUGUUCCUUACGACUUUGAGGCCUAUGAGGAGGUGGCUGACCAGUUUUAUAGCAUAUUGCAUAAGCAUUGCAACAAAGUUCAGGCACUAAGCUGUGAUGAAGCGUUUCUAGAUGUUACAGAAUGUGGAAAUAAUAAUCCUGAGCAAAUAGCAUCAAUGAUUAGGAUGGAGAUUGCUGGGACAACAAGGUGUACAGCAAGUGCGGGGAUUGCUGAAAACUUACUCCUGGCUCGUCUUGCUACCAGAUCAGCUAAACCAAAUGGUCAAUGUUUCAUCCCAUCUGAGAAGGUUGAUGACUAUUUAAACGGUCUUCCUGUCAAGGCACUUCCAGGCAUUGGGCAUGCUCUAGAAGAGAAGCUGAAAAGCAGGCAAGUUCAGACUUGUGGCCAGCUGCGCAUGGUUUCGAAGGAAGCCCUUCACAAGGACUUUGGUACAAAAAUUGGUGAUAUGCUGUGGAAUUACUGUCGAGGAAUUGAUAACCGAAUGGUUGAAGUUGUUCAGGAAACAAAGUCUAUUGGUGCUGAAGUAAACUGGGGAGUUAGGUUCGACGGCUUUACAGAUUGUGAAAAUUUUCUUAUGAAUCUUUGCAAGGAGGUCUCACUGCGGUUGCAGGGAUGUGGAGUGCAAGGACGUGCCAUCACUGUGAAGGUGAGAAAGCGGAAGAAAGGGGCUGAAGAACCAUUAAAGUUCAUGGGAUGCGGGGACUGUGAAACUAUGAGUCGGUCCAUGACGAUUCCUGUUCCCACUGAUAAUGUGGUUUCGCUUCAGAGGAUAACCAAACAAAUUUUUGCAUCGUUUCAUAUUGAUGUCAAGGAAAUUCGUGGCAUUGGCUUGCAAAUAUCAAAGCUUGAGAGUGUAGACAUAUCAAGACAAGGGCACGAGGAGAAUACACUUGAAUCAUGGCUCACAUCUUCAUCUGAAAAGAUCAAAACACAAUGCAAAAGAAUCCCCUCUUCAGUCAAACAGGACACUGGAGAGGUAUUGGUGGCUGAUGCGGAAUGCCAAUCAAAGUGCAGAAAUUAUGAGCAUUCGAAGUCAAUUUAUACUAAUGGGACACGUUCUUGUCCAUCAGAAAUAAAUCUUGGCAGUUCUAGAUCUCAUGAAAAUAGAACUUCAACAUUGCCACCAUUAUGCUAUCUUGAUAUAGAUGUUGUAAAGAGUCUCCCUCAGGAAAUAAUUUCAGAAAUGAAUGAUAUGUACAAGGGAGAGUUAUGUGCUUUUUUGGAGAAACAUGAAGAGGACGGCAGAGGAAAUGCCCAUUUGUCUACCAAAUCCACAGCAGAAGAAAAUGAUACCAUUUCGGCAGCAAGUUAUCAAAGAGUAAAUUGUGAUACCAGCAGAGACAUGACUGUUGGACAUAGUGACCCUGUAAAACUGAAUUCAAGUGCAAGAAAUGAAGGCAAACAGCCAUUAUGUUAUCCUGCUGUUUCCAUGUCUAAUCUUGCAUUUGAAAGUAAGGUUUUAAAUCCAGAAGCGAAUGAAUUUACCGCAGGGAAGAGUAUGACAAGGACACCUUGCAAAGUUCAGUCAGCACAUGCUUCAUGCUCAAGAUCUGAUGAUUUACAGAUGAGAACGACAAAUCUGAUAGAUUUGAUGCCUAAUUCUUUAACUCAGGCAGAUGCUUCGGUUCUAGAACAGUUACCUGAAGAUUUGAAGGCUGAUAUUAUUGAGUCACUUCCUGCACACAGAGCAGUAAAUUCUGUGGGAAAUGAUCCUAUUGGUUUUGUUCGUGCAUUCCCGAACAAUGUAGGAGUUCAGAAUUUAGAAUAUCCGAAGACCCAUCUUUGGUUAGAAAGUCCUCCAAAAUGGGUUGUGAUGUUCCAGACUAGCAAUUGUUUGAUUUUGAACAUUAUUGCUGAACUGUAUACCAAAUCCAGGGCAAAUGGCCUUCUAUCUUCCACUUUCCAGUCCAUGUUUUCUUUCCUUCCUUUAACAUCUGAAUCGUGCAGUGAGGAGUGGGAUGAAACACUUUCCAGCUUGUGUGAACUUCUUACACAAUAUGUCAAUUUAAAGAUUGAAUCAGAUAUUGAGGAGCUCUACAAUUGCUUUUGUUUUCUGAAAAGGUGUUCUUCAAUGUCGAAUUUGUUGUUAGAAGUAUACAGUAAUGUACUUCCUCUGCUUCAGGCUUCUGUGAGUGAGAAUUAUGGAGGAAUAUUGAAGCUUUAAGCUAAUGGUACAUCAGCCUAUGUUGUUCCACAAGUAUAUACCAGUCUUAACAGCUGUAGCUGGGAGAAGUGAGUCAUGCAGAAUGUUACAAUUGCUUGUGUUUUCCCCCAUUAUCUCUGAUAGUGUUAAAAGUGAGCGAUAUGCUGGAAAUUUUGACAUUUGGCCGAUAAAUGUUAGGAUGACAUGAAACUUGAGAAAUACCCAUCACUAAUCUCCACUCUGAUGAGGAUUCGUCACAUAGGGAGGCCGAUCCUGCAGGCGCCUGGACUGUUACUUCUCAUGUAAAUAAAUUAGUGGCUAUUGAGUUUUUUUUUUUUUUUUCCUUUUUUUCUUUUUGUCCUUCGGCGGAUGCAGAGGCUAAUGCGUUUAUAGAGUGCCAAUUGUUCCUGUUCUGUUUGUCAUAUAACUAUUCUUUUAUGAUUAUGUUAAGUAUGUUCCACA